This is a messenger RNA of Drosophila gunungcola (fruit fly), 1364 nucleotides long. Its product is annotated as galactose mutarotase. The record is from RefSeq and is a predicted model, not a curated record. Gene Ontology annotation, biological process: glucose metabolic process; beta-D-galactose catabolic process via UDP-galactose, Leloir pathway. Lineage: Eukaryota; Metazoa; Arthropoda; Insecta; Diptera; Drosophilidae. Gene Ontology annotation, molecular function: aldose 1-epimerase activity; carbohydrate binding.
AUCAAACUUCAACAAAGUAAGACCUGAAACUUUGAACUAAAUUCAAAAUUAAAUAGUAGUCCACUUUUAAUUAUGGUUCAGGUUACCGAGGACAUUUUCGGGAUUGCGACCAAUCCGUUUACGAAGAAGGCGCAGGUUGUUCGUCGCUAUACGAUGAGCAACGCCAAUAACCUUUCGGUUUCCAUAAUCCAACUAGGCGCCACGAUCCAGAGUAUUAAGGUCCCAGAUGCCUAUCACCAGGUGUCGGAUGUGGUCCUCGGAUUCGAAGAUGUGGCUGGUUACGUCAAGUACAGGAAUUACAAGUUCGGAUGCACGCUUGGAAGAGUCACGGAUGUGGUGGGAAACGGAGAGUUCUUCAUGGACGAACGAAGGAUCAUUGUGUCAAAGAAUCUCGGCCAGAAACAUCACAUUGAUGGCGGCUUUGUGGGCUUCGAUCAGGUCAUUUGGGACCUGUAUAUGACACGACCGGAUGGUGUUACAUUGCGGCAUGUGUCGCAGAAUGGACACGAGGGUUUUCCCGGCACCUUGGACGUAAUGAUUCACUUCACCAUCGACGAUGACAACCUGUUCUUCAUCCGCAUCGAAGCCACUACCGACCAGACUACCCCUGUCAACCUAUCCAAUCACAUUUACUUCAAUCUAGCUGGCCAAUGUACCGGUAAGAAAGGUAUUUUUGAACAUCGCAUCACCAUGGAUGCUGUGGAAACGAUGGAUACUUCUGAUGAUGGACUUCCCACGGGACGAUUUAAUAGCGAUUCCGUAUACGAUAUCCGUUUACCAGUUCUCAUUGGCGAUCGAGUGCGUCAGUUUGAGAAGAGAUCCAGCAAGGGUUACAAUGUAUGCUAUGCCCUCGAUAAGGAGUUCGAUUCCAAUACAACCCGCUAUGUGGCCAGAUUUAUGCAUCCGCAAUCGGGUAGAUCCAUGAAGAUCUUGAGCAACCAACCGAGUGUGAAGUUUGCCACCGCCAACGAUUUUCCCCAGGAACCGCUCGGUGAGGAACCGAUUUUGGGCAAAAACUGCACUCGCUAUUGGCAGCAUAGUGGUUUUAGUGUCCAAUUGCUAAACUAUCCGGAUGCAGUUAAUCAGCCUGAUUUUCAAAUCUUCAUCAAUCCAAAGGAGCACUAUUUACACGAAACUAUCUAUCAAUUUGGUAUUCAGGAAUCGUGGAAAUGUUGCGCCGAACCCGAAGAACUGGAGGCCCUGGGCGAAGAGCCAAUGCGGGGGCUUUAAAUUUGAAUGCCGCUGUCUAGGAAACCUGUUUGAGAAGCGCAGAGAAGAGUCCUCCAAAAGUUCCAUGAGCGGCCUAUUCAUUGCGAUUGAUAAUAGAAAUUUAUGGGACAAGUUUCAUAAAGUAGUAUGUAACU